GCCUGUGGUGUCAGCGAGCAUUCGACUUCUUCCUCUGGUGAAGUAGGUUUACUUGAACUUGAAGGAAAGAAAAAAAUGUCUCCACUUCUAAGAAGCAUCUGUGACAUCACUGAAAUUUUCAAUCAAUAUGUCUCACAUGAUUGUGAUGGAGCAGCAUUAACUAAAAAAGACCUGAAGAACGUCCUUGAAAGGGAAUUUGGAGCUGUGCUUCGGAGACCACAUGACCCCAAGACGGUAGAUCUGAUCCUGGAACUUCUGGAUCGUGACUGUAAUGGGCGUGUCGAUUUCAACGAAUUCCUCCUAUUUAUUUUCAAAGUGGCUCAAGCUUGUUACUAUGCUCUUGGCCAGGCCACGGGACUGGAUGAGGAGAAGCGAGCCCAGUGUGACGGAAAGGAGAGCCUGUUACAAGAUCGCAGGCAAGAAGAAGACCAAAGGAGAUUCGAGCCCCGGGACAGACAACUGGAAGAAGAACCUGGGCAACGACGCAGGCAGAAGAGGCAGGAACAGGAGAGGGAGCUCGCCGAGGCAGAGGACCAAAGUGAGAAACAACAGCGACUUGAGCAGCGCGACAGGCAGCGCCGCGACAAGGAGCUGUGGCUGCAAAGGCGAGAACGGCAAGAACAGGAAGAGCGCCGUGCGGAGGAAGAGCAGCUGCAGAGGUGCAAGGGUCACGAAACUGAGAAGUUUCCAGACGAAGAGCAACAGCGAAGGCGGGAGCUGCAGGAGCUGAGGAGGGAGCGCCACGAGAAGCAGCAGCAAAGGCGAGAGCGGCAAGAAAGAGUGCUCCAGGAGGAAGAAGAGAAAGAGUGGAGGAAGCGCGAGAGAGUGCUCCGGCAGGAAGAGGAGCCGCAGCGGCAAAGAGAGCUCCAGGAGGAAGAAGAGCAGCUACAGAAGCUGGAGCGGCAAGAGCUGAAGAGGGAGCGACAGGAGGAAGAGCAGCAGCAGCAAAGGCUGAGGCGCGAGCAGCAACUAAGUCGCGAGCAGAAGAGGCGCGAGCAGCAGGAGGAGAGGCGCGAGCAGCAGGAGGAGAAGCGCGAGCAGCAGCUCAGGAGCGAGCAGUUGGAGAAGAGGCGCGAGCAGCAGCUGAGGCGCGAGCAGGAGGAGGAGAGGCACAAGCAGGAGAGGCGCGCGCGGCUGAAGCGCGAGCAGGAGGAGAGGCGCGAUUGGCUGAAUCGCGAGGAGGAGGAGAGGCGCGAGCAGCAACUAAGGCGGGAGCAGGAGGAGAGGCGCGAGCAGCGGCUGAAGCGCCAGGAGGAGGAAGAGAGGCUCGAGCAGCGGUUGAGGCGCGAGCAACUAAGACGCGAGCAGGAGGAGAGGCGUGAGCAGGAGGAAGAGAGGCGUGAGCAGCUGCUGAAGCGCGAGGAGGAGGAGCGGCUCCAGCAGGAGGAGAGCCGCGAGCAGCGGCUGAAGCGCGAGGAGGAGAGGCGCGAGCAGCGGCUGAAGCGCGAGCAGGAAGACAGGCUCGAGCAGCGACUGAAGCGCGAGCAGGAAGAGAGGCUCCAGCAGCGACUGAAGCGCGAGGAGGAGGAGAGACUCGAGCAGGAGGAGAGGCGCGAGCUGCGGCUGAAGCGCGAGGAGCGGGAGGAAGAGAGGCGCCAGCAGCUGCUGAAGCGCGAGGAGCAGGAGGAGAGGCGCGAGCAGCAAGAAAGGCGCGAGCAGCGGCUGAAGCGCGAGGAGGAGGAAGAGAGGCUCGAGCAGCGGCUGAAGCUCGAGCAUGAGGAAGAGAGGCGCGAGCAAGAGCUGGCUGAGGAGAAGCAGGAACAGGCCCGGGAGCGGAUUAAGAGCCGCACCCCGAAGUGGCAGUGGCAGCUAGAAAGCGAGGCCGACGCACGGCAAAGCAAAGUCUACUCGAGGCCCCGCAAGCAGGAAGGGCAGAGGCGCUGCCAAGAGCAGGAGGAGAAGAGGCGGCACCGGGAGCGUGAGCUGCAAUGGCAGGAGGAGGAACGGGCUCACCCGCAGCAGCAGGAAGAGGAGCAGCGCCGGGAUUUCACAUGGCAGUGGCAGGCGGAGGAAGAGAGCGAGAGGGGCCGUCAGAGGCUGUCCGCCAGGCCCCCAUUGCGCGAGCAGCGGGAGAGGCAGCUGAGGGCCGAGGAGCGCGAGCAGCGGGAACAACGGUUUCUCCAGGAGGAGGAGGAGAAGGAGCAGCGGCGCCGCCAGCGACGCGAGAAGGAGAAAGAGCUGCAGUUCCUGGAGGAAGAGGAGCAGCUCCAGCGGCGGGAGCAUGCCCAACAGCUCCUGGAGGAGGAGGACGGCCUCCAGGAGGAUCAGGAGAGGAGGCGAAGCCAGGAGCAGCGCCGCGACCAAAAAUGGAGGUGGCAACUAGAAGAAGAAAGGAAGAGACGCCGCCACACGCUGUACGCCAAGCCAGCCCUACGAGAGCAGCUGAGGAAGGAACAGCAGCUGCUGCAGGAGGAGGAGCUGCAGAGAGAGGAGCGCGAGAAGAGAAGGCGCCAGGAGCAGGAGAAACAAUACCCCGAGGAAGAGCAGCUGCAGCAGGAGGAAGAGCAGCUGCUGAGAGAGGAACGGGAGAAAAGAAGACGCCAGGAGCGGGAAAGGCAGUAUCGGGAGGAUGAGGAGCUGCAGCAGGAGGAAGAGCAGCUGCUGGGAGAGGAACGGGAGAAGAGAAGGCGCCAGGAGCUGGAGAGGCAAUAUCAGAAGGAAGAGGAGCUUCAGCAGGAGGAAGAGCAGCUGCUGAGAGAGGAACGGGAGAAGAGAAGGCGCCAGGAGCGGGAGAGGCAAUAUCGGGAGGAAGAAAAGCUGCAGCAGGAGGAAGAGCAGCUGCUGAGAGAGGAACGGGAGAAGAGAAGGCGCCAGGAGCUGGAGAGGCAAUAUCAGGAGGAAGAGGAGCUGCAGCAGGAGGAAGAGCAGCUGCUGAGAGAGGAACGGGAGAAGAGAAGGCGCCAGGAGCUGGAGAGGCAAUAUCGGGAGGAAGAGGAGCUUCAGCAGGAGGAAGAGCAGCUGCUGAGAGAGGAACGGGAGAAGAGAAGGCUCCCGGAGCUGGAGAGGCGAUACCGCGAGGAAGAGGAGCUGCAGCAGGAGGAAGAGCAGCUGCUGAGAGAGGAACAGGAGAAAAGAAGGCGCCAGGAGCGGGAGAGGCAGUAUCAGGAGGAGGAAGAGCUUCAGCGCCAGGAGAGGAAGCGGCGAUACCGGGAUGAGGAUCAGCGCAGUGAUCUGAAAUGGCAGUGGGAACCAGAAAAAGAAAAUGCAGUUCGUGAUAACAAGGUUUACUGCAAACGUAGAGAGAAUGAACAGUUCCGGCAGUUGGAAGAUUCCCAGGUGCGCCACAGACAAUCCCAGCAAGAUCUGCAGCACCUGCUAGAUGAACAGCAAGAGCGAGAUCGUGAGCAAGAGAGGAGGCGCUGGCAGCAGCGCGACAGGCAUUUCCCAGAGGAAGAACAGCUGGAGCGAGAAGAGCAAAAGGAAGCCAAAAGGCGCGACAGGAAGUCCCAAGAGGAAAAGCAGUUGCUGAGAGAGGAAAGAGAAGAGAAGAGACCCCGUCAAGAGACAGACAGAAAAUUCCGCGAGGAGGAACAGCUGCUCCAGGAAAGGGAGGAACAGCAGCUGCGCCGCCAAGAGCGUGACAGAAAAUUCCGCGAAGAGGAACUGCGCCGUCAGCAACAAGAGAGAAAAUUCCUCGAGGAGGAACAGCGGCUGCGCCGCCAGGAACGGGAGAGAAAAUUCCUUAAGAAGGAACAGGAGCUGCGCCGCCCGGAGCGCGAGCAACAGCUGCGUCAGGACCCCGACAGAAAAUUCCGCGAGGAGGAACAGCUGCGCCAGGAGAGAGAGGAACAGCAGCUGAGCCAAGAGCUUGACAGAAAAUUUCCUGAAGAGGAACAGCAGGUGCGCCGCCAGGAACGAGAGAGAAAAUUCCUGGAGGAAGAACAGCAGCUGCGCCGCCAGGAGCGCCAACAACAGCUGCGACAGGAGCGCGACAGAAAAUUCCGCGAAGAGGAACAGCUGCUCCAGGAAAGGGAAGAACAGCAGCUGCACCGCCAAGAGCGUGACAGAAAAUUCCUGAAGGAGGAACAGCAGCUGCGCCGCCAAGAGCGUGACAGAAAAUUCCGCGAAGAGGAACUGCGCCGCCAGCAACAGGAGAGAAAAUUCCGUGAGGAGGAACAGCAGCUGCGCCGCCAGGAGCGCGAGCAACAGCUGCGUCAGGACCGCCACAGAAAAUUCCGCGAGGAGGAACAGCUGCUCCAGGAGAAGGAGGAACAGCAGCUGAGCCGCCAAGAGCGUGACAGAAAAUUCCAUGAAGAGGAACAGCAGGUGCGCCGCCAGGAACGAGAGAGAAAAUUCCUGGAGGAAGAACAGCAGCCGCGCCGCCAGGAGCGCCAACAACAGCUGCGCCGAGAGCGCGACAGAAAAUUCCGCGAAGAGGAACAGCUGCUCCAGGAAAGGGAGGAACAGAAGCUGCACCGCCAAGAGCGUGACAGAAAAUUCCUAGAGGAGGAACAGCAGCUGCGCCGCCAGGAGCGCGAACAGCAACUCCGCCAUGACCGCGACAGAAAAUUCCACGAAGAGGAACAGCUGCUCCAGGAAAGGGAAGAACAGCAGCUGCACCGCCAAGAGCGUGCCAGAAAAUUCCGCGAAGAGGAACAGCAGCUGCGCCGCCAGGAACUGGAGAGAAAAUUCCGUGAGGAGGAACAGCUGCUCCAAGAAACGGAGGAAGAGCAGCUGCGCCGCCAAGAACGCGACAGAAAAUUCCUAGAGGAAGAGCAGCUUCGUCAGGAAAGGGAAGAACAGCAGCUGCGCCGCCAGGAGCGCGACAGAAAACUCCACGAGGAGGAACAGCUCCGCCAGGAGAGGGAGGAACAGCAGCUGCGCAGCCAAGAGCGUGACAGAAAAUUCCGCGAGGAGGAACAGCUCCGCCAGGAGAGGGAAGAACAGCAGCUGCGCCGCCAACAGCGUGACAGAAAGUAUCGCUGGGAAGAAGAGCAGCUCCAGCUUGAAGAACAAGAAGAGCAGAGGCUGCGGCAGGAGCGAGACCGGCAGUACUGGGCGAAGGAGCAGUUUGCCACGCAGGAGAAGAGUCGUCGUCAGGAACAAGAACUAUGGCAAAAAGAAGAGCAGAAACGUCGCCAGGAACGGGAAAGGAAAUUACGGGAAGAACACAUCCGCCGCCAGCAGGAGGAGGAACAGAGGCGCCGCCAAGUCGGGGAGACACAAUCCCAAGAAGGGAAGGGCCAUGGGCGGCUUCUAGAGCCCGGCACUCAUCAGUUUGCCAGCGUCCCAGUGCGCUCCAGCCCUCUCUAUGAGUACAUCCAAGAGCAGAGAUCUCAAUACCGCCCUUAAGAGAUGUUGCCAAUAUCCUGACACCUGCCAAAGCUUCGAGCACGGGAAAAUGAGAAACACUGGGUACCAAGUGAUAACCGAGAUGUUUCUGGUUGUGGGAAAACUCUCUGAUAUUAGAAUGUCUUUUCUUCCAAAAUCUUAAACUACGCUCA
Messenger RNA from Nomascus leucogenys (northern white-cheeked gibbon), 5444 nucleotides. It is a transcript of the gene TCHH, whose product is annotated as trichohyalin. Gene Ontology annotation, biological process: intermediate filament organization. Gene Ontology annotation, molecular function: calcium ion binding; transition metal ion binding. The record is from RefSeq and is a predicted model, not a curated record. NCBI's taxonomy places the organism in Eukaryota, Metazoa, Chordata, Mammalia, Primates, Hylobatidae.